Clupea harengus (Atlantic herring) is the source of this 1129-nucleotide messenger RNA. Its product is annotated as GTPase IMAP family member 7-like. Lineage: Eukaryota; Metazoa; Chordata; Actinopteri; Clupeiformes; Clupeidae. The record is from RefSeq and is a predicted model, not a curated record. The transcript has 2 exons. The coding region runs from base 317 to 1129 and encodes 270 amino acids. Gene Ontology annotation, molecular function: GTP binding.
AUAAAUAUAAUGACAGAAUGUUGGAAAGGUGUGACAGGUUAGUUAAAGGGCUGUUGGACAAACAUACUCUUUCGCAGGAGGUCUUUAUUUGUCAUGAUGCUGACUCUAGACCAAGAGCACUUCUGUGUUCUAAAAGAAUCUCCAGGCUGCACUGCUGAAGUACUGGAGUUCUACCGUGGAGAACAGACUUUAUACUGCUGAGGAAGUAGGCGGACCAUUAUGCAAAUACAGCCAUUAUGGGGAUUCUAGAAAAAAGGAUCAGCACACCAAGACCUGUUUCAUUUGUGCAUGGAGGUUCAUCUGACACUGAGAGGCCAUGGGAGGUUCAUCAUCUUCCCCGUCUACAGGUGAACCCCUAAGGAUUGUGCUGCUUGGAAAGACUGGAGUGGGGAAGAGUGCUUCGGGGAACACCAUUCUGGGGAGAGAAGAGUUUCUCUCACAGCCAUCUAGAUAUUCUGUCACACAAACUUGUGCCAAAGGGGUUAUGGCUAGUCCCAGAGAGAUUGAGGUGAUUGAUACACCUGGUAUUUUUGACACUGAAAGAGAUCCAGAUGAUAUUAAAAAAGAAAUAGUGAAGUGCAUUGAAUACUCAUGUCCAGGGCCCCACGCAUUCCUGCUGGUGAUUCAGGUGGGCCGCUUCACUAAGGAGGAGCAGAAUGCAGUCAGGGCCUUACAGGAGCUCUUUGGGGAAAACUUUGCAGACUACGUGAUUGUCCUGUUCACUCGUGGUGAUGAACUUAUGGAAACUAUCAGUUACUAUGUGCUCAAUGGUAGCGCCAAACUGAGGGAAGUGAUCCAGAGCUGUGGUGGACGAUACCAUUUAUUUAACAACCACAGCAGUGACCGCACUCAGGUUGUUGAGCUGGUAAAGAAAAUAGAUGAGAUGGUGAAAGCAAAUGAGGGACGUUACUUCACUGAGGAGAUGUUCACAGACACACAGAAGGUCAUGACAGAAAGAAAGCUAACCUGGAGCUCACCUGAGGUCGAUAGGUAUCUUACUUUCUCAUCUCUCCUGUCGAUGAGGGUGAACGCCUUUCAAAAGAGUCUUACUGAGGAGAUGUACGACGAGACACAGAGGGACAUGAGAGGAUCCAUGGCCUCACUUGAUUUAGGCAGACCUGGGUUCUGA